Messenger RNA from Ogataea philodendri, 594 nucleotides. RefSeq lists its product as uncharacterized. The record is from RefSeq and is a predicted model, not a curated record. Gene Ontology annotation, biological process: intermembrane lipid transfer; ceramide transport. The transcript has a single exon. Gene Ontology annotation, molecular function: ceramide 1-phosphate binding; ceramide 1-phosphate transfer activity. The coding region runs from base 1 to 594 and encodes 197 amino acids. Lineage: Eukaryota; Fungi; Ascomycota; Pichiomycetes; Pichiales; Pichiaceae. Gene Ontology annotation, cellular component: cytosol; cytoplasm; membrane.
AUGAGCACUUUUUUCGAUGAGAUGAAGAAGUCGUUUGCGGACGUUCCUGUUGUGGACGGCAAGAUCGCGACGGCGGAUUUUCUGGAGGCGUCCGAGUCGCUCGUGAAGCUUUUUGAUCUGCUUGGAUCGUCGGCGUUUUCUGUGGUGCAGAACGACAUGACGGGCAACAUCCAGAAGGUGCGUGCCAAGCUGUUGGAGUCUCCUGACAAGACCGGAACUUUGCAGGACUUGAUCUUGUCCGAGGUGACCGACAAGAAGAAGACUGCCACUCAAGGUUUGUUGUGGCUGUGCAGGGGUCUGCAGUUCACAGCCGUGGCUAUGAGAGAGACCGUGUCUAGACCAAAAGACGAGUUGAACAAGACUUUCACGGACGCUUACGGCAAGACUUUGACCAAAUACCACACAAUGCUGAUCAGACCGAUCUUCAAGCUGGCAAUGAAGGCCUGUCCGUACAGAGCUGACUUCUUUGCGAAACUUGGUGCGGACCAAGAAAAAGUGGCCCAGCAGUUGGAGGAGUGGUUGAGCGCUUUGGAGAAGAUCGUGGCCGAGAUCAUGGCUUUCUUCGAGAAGGGCAACUAUGGAAAAGGUCUGUGA